Messenger RNA from Chelonia mydas (Green sea turtle), 1135 nucleotides. RefSeq names its product interferon lambda-3-like. The transcript is spliced from 6 exons. The record is from RefSeq and is a predicted model, not a curated record. Lineage: Eukaryota; Metazoa; Chordata; Testudines; Cheloniidae. Gene Ontology annotation, biological process: innate immune response; defense response to virus; cell surface receptor signaling pathway via JAK-STAT. Gene Ontology annotation, molecular function: cytokine activity. Bases 31 to 591 code for a protein of 186 amino acids.
AACGUCCCAGCAAAUACACGGCAAGGGAAAAUGGUGAACGUAGGCUACAAAGUUCUCUUUGCUCUGGCCAUCUGGACGAUGACUACAGAGGCCUUUCCCAAAGGCGCUGAGAGGACAAAAUGCCACCUCACAAAAUACAAGUCCCUGCCACCUCGGGAACUGGAGGCCUUCAAGAAAGCCAAGGACAAAUUUGAGGACAUGAUGCUGUUGUCAGACCGAAAAUGCAGCACCAGGAUUUUCCACCGGAACUGGGAAGUCAAAGAGCUGUCGGAGCACGACAGAGUCAUCCUGGUAGAGAAGGAGCUGGACUUUACCAUUAACGUGCUGGAGAACGUUGAGGACCCCAGUCUGUCCAAGCUGCUCUCAAGGCCUCUAGAAAUCCUGACGCAAAUCAGAGGGGACCUGAGGGGCUGCACCAGAGAAACUCAUUCUCAUCGACACUCCAGGAGGCUGAACAAUUGGCUCCAAAAUUUCCAUGAGAGCAAAGAGACGGAAACACCUGGCUGCCUGGAAGCAUCUGUGAUCCUCAAUCUCUUCCGACUGCUGAACGAAGAUUUGAGAUGCGCAGCCUACAGGGAGCUCUGUGUGUAGCCAUCUGGUCUCUGCAGUGCCUGUGUCCACAUCUACUUAGAGACCGGAGAGUCCCUAGCCUGAGAGCUCUGCAUACAUAUUGGGAGAAGACGUGUGUCAACCAGGAACAUUCAUCUUCUCCCUCUGGCUUCUAAUCAUAGAUCCCCAAGCAAACUGAUUCCAUCCUUUUAUACCAAAGAGUUACACAACAAUUGGCCUCCAGGUUGCUCCAACUUCCAGCUGGUGCAGCACUCUAGACUCCUUACAGAAGAUUAAUUGUAGGACCAUUUUUCAUCACAGUUGGAAUUUAGGACUUCAAUAGGAUUUGGCCCUCUGGGGAUAUUAUUUAUUGAAUGUAAUUAUAUUGUCACUAUAUGAAUGCAUUUUAGUCAAGCUAACAUAUCCAGAAAUAUUGGAAACAUUUCAUAAGCUUUAAUUUAAAAAAACAAAACAACGCAGUCCAGUUCUAGGAUUUACACACUAGUCACAGCUUCAGAUCUCUUAGAAACAACCUCAGGAAAUGCAUUCUUACUGUAAAUAUCCUCGGCAGAUGUAAUUAUACAGA